Mytilus californianus (California mussel) is the source of this 2761-nucleotide messenger RNA. RefSeq names its product U4/U6.U5 tri-snRNP-associated protein 1-like. The record is from RefSeq and is a predicted model, not a curated record. The transcript has 20 exons. Gene Ontology annotation, biological process: maturation of 5S rRNA; mRNA cis splicing, via spliceosome. The coding region runs from base 95 to 2470 and encodes 791 amino acids. Gene Ontology annotation, cellular component: U4/U6 x U5 tri-snRNP complex. Lineage: Eukaryota; Metazoa; Mollusca; Bivalvia; Mytilida; Mytilidae.
GUUUUCAACUUCCGGAAAUUCAACGAACAGAAAUCGUAAAUAAUAUCUGUUUUUUUUUUCCUUAAUGCUGUAGAUCCUAAGUGAAUAUUCCAACAUGGGGUCGUCUAAGAAACACAAAGAAAAAGAUCGUGAACAUAAAAGAAAACACCGUCAUAGAUCUCGAUCGAGAGAACGGAAGCGACAUAAACACAGUCGAAAAGAUAACAAACCACAUGAAGAUGAACAAGAAGGAUACACUCACGAAGGAUAUGAUGAAAACUAUGAUGAUUACAAUCGAGCACCACUACAAAAAGUACUAGCAGAUGUUGCUGAAGAGACAUCAACAAGUGGUGGAGGUCUGGAAUUGAGCAUAGAAGAAACUAAUCGUAUCCGUGCUAAACUUGGACUGAAACCACUAGAGGUUAAUUAUCCAGCUCUAGUAAAAGCAGACGUAGACGAGGAUGGAAAUGAGGCAGGGGAGGAUGCUCCUUUUGUUACAGAAGAUGGUGACGUACAUAAACCAGCUGUCAACAUUACAGCUAAGAAAGAAACAGACAAAUUCAAAGAGAAAAUGGAUAGAAUGAAGGAAAAACGCAAACAUAGUCAGAAACUAAGUAAAGUUAAGACACUGGGUGAAAGUGAUUCAGGAGAUGAUGCAUCUUCGUGGGUAAAGAAAAGCAGAAAAAUACAGACAGAUAAGGAACUAGCAGCAAAAAGAGCAAAAAUGUUAGAAGAGAUGGAUGCAGAGUUUGGAAUAGGAAAUAUUGUUGAACAGGAAUUUACAAAUAAGUCAAAGGAAUACACAUCUAAGAAUUUAAAAGGACUGAAAGUGCAACAUGAGAUGGGCACAUUUAAAGAAGGAAAGACUGUGAUACUAACAUUACAAGACAAAGGUGUUUUAGAUGAUGAUAAUGCAGAUGUGUUAAUGAAUGUAAAUAUGUUAGAUGAUGAAGCAGCUAAAAAGAAUUUAGAAAAUAAAAAGAAGAAAGUAGAUUAUAAACCGUAUGAUGAAGCAGAAGAAGAUGAAUAUGGAAUGCUCAAACCUAAAGAUAUCCUUGGCAAGUAUGAUGAAGAGAUUGAAGGUGAGAAAAAGAAAUCAUUUGAACUUGGAGCUGGAGGGAAAUAUUCUAAUGAUGAUGAUAGGCAGAUGGACAGAAUUCGACAGCAGUUACGAGAACAAAGUCAAACUCUGUCCCUACCAAGUAUGAUGAUAGCUAGUGAAUAUUAUACACAAGAUGAAGCGGAUGCCAAGUUUAAAAAAAUAAAGAAGAAAAGGAGGAAGAUAAGAGGAAAGGCACUCAAAGCAGAUGAUUUGCUACUGUUAGAUGAGAAUGAGGAAAAUUAUGGUUCAAGGGAUAGAGGUAAAGGUAUAAAAAUAAAAGACGAACCUGUGGAGGAUCAAGAUACAAAUAGUUAUCAGGGUGUAUACCAGACAGGAAUUGCUAAUCCAUUUGAACCUGAUUGGUCCAAACCUCCAGAGAUCAAAAUGGAUAUUGAAGCCUUAAAAGAAGAGGAAAUAGAUCCUACGGAAUUAUUGGAGCCAGAUGAAGAUUUAACAGGUGUUAAUAUAGAGGAAGAUGAAGUCCAAAAUGAAUUACACUCAGCACUUACCAAAGCUCGUAAAGUUAAUCUGAAACGAAAGAAACCUCCAACUUUACAGUUAGCAGAACAGAUUAAAUCUAAAGAAGAACCCAUGGAGAUGUCUCCAACAAAGAAAGGUGCACUGAACAUAAUAUUGAAUGCAACUUCAGAAUUCUGUCGAUCUCUGGGAGAUAUUCCUACUUAUGGACAGGCUGGUAAUAGAGAGGAAGAUAAAGAUGAAUUGGUGGACUUAGAACGAGAACUCGCUGAAGAAAGAUUACGUAAACAGGAAGAGGAUGAUCAGUCAGGUUGGAACAGAGUGGAAAUCGACCAGACACCUGUGGAUUUAUCAAACACAUCAGAGAAAACAGCACUGGAUGAUGAACCUGUGGUGGGUACAGGGGUAGGAGCAGCUUUACAGUUAGCUAAUAAAAAAGGUUACAUAGAAAAAGAUGAGAAAAAACCUCGCCCUGAAGUAAAAGAUGCUGAGGAUUUGUCAGCUCAGAAUUAUUCUAUUGAGGACAAAAGAUAUGAUGAUCUAGACGAAAAAUUUAGAAAAAGAGAUAGAUAUGGUGGCAGUGGUAUUAUUACUGAUUUCAAAGAAAAGGAUACUUAUAAGCCUUCUUUUAAAUUGGAAUAUGUUGAUGAUGCUGGGCGACAUAUGAACCAGAAAGAGGCUUUUAGACAGCUGUCACAUCGUUUCCAUGGAAAAGGUUCAGGAAAGAAAAAGACAGAGAAAAGACAGAAAAAAGUUGAAGAAGAACAGUUAAUGAAACAGAUGAGUUCAACAGACACACCACUUGGUACACUGAAUAUGUUAAAAGAAAAGCAGAAAUCAGAAAAAUCUGCUUAUAUUCUUCUGUCAGGGAACAAAGGACUAACAGGAGCUAACAUUGCCAAAUCCAAAUGAGUGCGAUAGAAAAGAUUUUAUGGUUGUCUAUGAACAGUAGCAUUUCACAAUGAAUGAUAGACAUGUAAAAAAUGUCCACUGGAAAAUGUCAUUCAUAAUAUUUUGUGAAAUCCUUUCAAUCUCAAGGUAUCACUACAUGGAAACUUUAAUAGUGUUCAAAUACCUUACAAAUAAAAAAAGUUGUGAUAGAAUUCCUGCAUAGAACAGAUAGUAUAAAUAUCGAAAAGAUCUCUUGAUAAAUGUGUUAUUAAUGAUAUGUUAUUAAUUAACAAUAAAUAUGAAUUUAUAGCA